Oncorhynchus keta (chum salmon) is the source of this 2150-nucleotide messenger RNA. RefSeq names its product regulator of G-protein signaling 21-like. The transcript has 5 exons. NCBI's taxonomy places the organism in Eukaryota, Metazoa, Chordata, Actinopteri, Salmoniformes, Salmonidae. The record is from RefSeq and is a predicted model, not a curated record. Bases 217 to 663 code for a protein of 148 amino acids.
CAGAGGGGAAUAGCAAACGGGGGAAUAGAAUAGGGAAGUCCAACUAGAAGUAGGAAAAAAAUCAGUUGUUGAGCAUAUCGACCAGUGCUAAUUUUUCAGGAGUACAAACUCAUUUUCGGGGAUUUUGAAGGGAUUUUGGAUAACUAUAUAUAUAUACAUUAUCAGCUGUUUCCAUCCUCCAUUUCUCAUGUUAGGUCGAAUAUCAGGCACAGGGGCAUGGACAGGAAGCUUUUUUGUUGUUUCUGUAGGGCUCCCAAGCCCCCGAACGAUGAAGUUGUGUCAUGGCGACAGUCCCUCAAAAAACUUCUGGAGUGUAAAACAGGGCAGCUGGCCUUCAGAGAGUUCCUGAAGACAGAGUACAGCGAGGAGAACAUCUUGUUCUGGCUGGUCUGUGAGGAAUACAAGACCAUCACCUCCAACACUGAGAUGGCUGAAGCAGCGAAAAGAAUCUACACAGAGUUUGUACAGGUCGACGCCCCCAGACAGAUAAACAUCGACUGUGAGACCAGGCAUGAGAUUACAAACAGCAUGUCUCAGCCGACCCUGAGCUGCUUCGACAAGGCCCAGAGAGUGAUAUACAAGCUGAUGAAAAAGGACAGUUAUCCCAGAUUCCUGAAAUCUGAAAUCUAUCAGGUUCUUUUAGAACCAUCAGACGCCAGCUGAGGUUCCAGGACCAGGUGAAGAAUAAUACCUGUCUACAACCAUCAGGCUGUGGGCUGACAGUGAUUCAACUCUCUCUUCUCUAACUACCUGUCCGUGUUAGUUCAGCGUGGUUUAACUUUGGGCUGGAGCACAAAACACAGGGCUCUCUCUAAUGAUAAUUCAUCAUCUAGCUUCGUGGCUCCCAAUCGUGUUCUAUUAUUGUAAAGCGGGAUAAUCUAUCCUUGUGAAAAUGCUACAAUUAUAGAUAUGAUGAAACAUUUUAUACUAUAAAGACUUUAUUUAUAGUGUAACGUAUUAUGUAUGUUUUAUAACUUGUAUUCUUUUUUACAAGGUUAGUAUUAUCCAUUGGUUAUCCAUUGAUUGUUACUUUGCACAUGAGUUGUAAUUAUUUAUGGUAUUUUCCCGCUGUCUAUGUAAAUUAGGAUAUGUCAGACUUGCCAUUAAUGAACAAGACAACAUUUAUGUUGAUUUGUUCAUUUCUGUGUUUCUGUCUAUGACAGGAAUUCAACAGGCCAACCAAUGCAAUUUUGUGUGUGUGUGUGUGUGUGUGUGUGUGUGUGUGUGUGUGUGUGUGUGUGUGUGUGUGUGUGUGUGUGCAUUUGUGUGUGUGCAUGUGUAAUUGCAAUUCAAAAGGCCAAGCCAACACAAUCAGUGCAGCAUCAACUGAGGUCGGUGUCUCUGUCUCUCAGCCGUACCCUCAUGUUGUUCCUCUUUAUCUCUCAUAACCAGACCAACCCCAAACAUUCUGCUCCCUAGGCCACCAGGCCAAUGGGCCAUCGUUUGAAUCAUCUCUCUCUCUCUUUCUCCCCCUCUGCUUCUCCCUUCUGUUUUCACACAUUGCACAACGUGAUUUCAUGUUGUCUACAUGAAUCUAAUAUAGUGCUAUGUCUAACACCAGUCCAGGUGUAUAGUCUCUCCCCAGCAGGAGUCUAUGUACUGUAGAAGCACCACACUAUAACACCCAUGACAUUCCCCUUUUUGCACACAGACCCCCUGCAAGGAUACACACCCGGUGUCUUCCACUAGUAAACGUGGAUACAUGCAAGUGUAGCAUGUACAAACCUGCUCUGGGAUACAAUAUCAUGCUCUCUUGAGUAACACAUCACUGUUCUCUCAGUGAGUUACACAUGCAUGCAUGCACCCACACACAAAUGGGACUUUGAUUGUGUUUCUGGCCAAAUCUACUGCAUGUGUUGCUGGUAUACAUCACUCUCUGCAGGAGGCUGUAUCAUGCUGAGAGGAAACAGCAAGGAAUACUGAGACUUAACACAGUCUGUUACGUCCUGGACUGUAGUCUUAUUACUGUCACUAUGUCUUCCUAUAUGGCCCCCUGACGUCUUCCUCUCUCCAAAAGCUGUGGCAAGUUUUUAGUAUACUUUUCCAUUCAUAUCAACAAAUCUAAUCACUGUUCCAGCUGUAUGUGCACAUGGACAUCUUUCCAAUUGGUCAUAAUACAUUAAAGCCCUGUCUCCACAACGCUGUAUGAA